UUUUAAACAGCUUUAUUGAGGUAUAAUGGAGCUACAAUAAACUGCACAUAUUUGAAGUAUACAAUUUGAUACAUUUUGACAUGUGUAUUCCCCCAUGAAAUCAUCACCACAAUCAAGAUAGUGAACAUAUUCACCAUUCCUAAAAGCUUCCUGUUACCCUGUGUGAUCUCUCCCUUCCCUUCUCUCCCCUCCCCUUCUCCCCAAACCAAUUAUCUGUUUUCUGAGCAGUAUGAUUUUUGUAAAAAGAAAAAAAAUGUGUAUAGACAGAGAGUAGAUAGAUGCUUAAAACAGUGUAGAGGACAAUGAUGGGAAAUUUUGAAAUUUUUUUUGUUUAUGUGUUUGUGAAAUUGUAUGACAAAUACAAAUUGCUUUUGUAACAACAAGAAGUUAUUAAGGUUAUUAAAAGCUGCCACAGAUAACCCACAAAUUGAAUAUACUGCAUAGGUGUUUGAUAAAUGCCUGUUGGAUACUUGCUAGAGGCGUGGAGUUGGCUGCAAGUGUUUUCAGCUGUGGUGGUGAUAAAUAUGAUGGCUGAGGGGUACUGACUGGAGGGGUGACUGCUCUAGUGAUGAUGGCCUUAGGUGUGCUGAUGGCUGUAGGAGUGAUGGUUGCAGGGCUGAUGGCUGCACGGAUGUGAUGAUGGUUGUAGGAGCAAUGACUGUAGGGAUGAUGGUUAUAGGGGUGAGAGGGUCAUGGGUGUGGUUGGCUGUAAUGUCCAGAAGGGUGAAGGCUAUGAGGAUGAUGGCUGGAAGGGUGAUAGCAGCAAUGGUGGUGACUGUAGAGGUGAUGGCUGAAGGAUAUCAACUGUAGAGGUGAUUACCGUAGUGACGAUGGCUAUAGGUGUGCUGAUGGCAGCAGGGAUGGCUGCAGGCCUGAUGGAUGUAGGGGUGAUGGCUGUAUGGUGAUGGCUAUUGAUAGGAGUGAUGGUAGCAGUGGUGAUGGUCACAGGGGUGAUGGUAGUGGUAGUGAUGGCAGUGAUGACCUUGAAGAUGUGAGUUGACCAGGAGCAUUGAUCCAACAGGCAGCCAGAUGGUCCAACUUCUGGUUUCUGGAUUCUGGUCAGUGAGAUAAAGGGCUUGAGUACGCCAUAUAAUGUCGAGCUGAUUGUCCACCUCUAGGAAGAUGGAGCAGAAGGACUGAUGAUGAUCGACAUGAGACAACAUGGUAGGGACUUUCUCUGACUGUUCAACCCAAGAGCCGUCUGCAUCAGAAUCUCUGGAGACUGAAGCUUGGACUUCCUUCCUCCCUAGGGGCCGGCAGGGGCUGCGAUUGCUGUAAGAGUAGGUCACGUGGCAGGGCUUCCUGUAUGCUGCUGCCGCCCGGUGUCCAUGGCCCGCACCCCCAAGCUGCCACUGCAGCAGGCAGAGUGGCAGCUGAAGGCUCGGUUCAUGCCGUGCCCCCGGGCAGUUCUGGCGAGGCUAAGCAAGAGGCCUCUGCAUCUUGACACCUAGGAGAGCAGGGACGGAGUCUCCCAGGGUGGAGGACCAUGCUGCGCCGCAAGCCCUCCAAUGCCAGUGAGAAGGAGCCCACUCAGAAGAAAAAGCUCUCCCUUCAGCGCUCCAGCAGCUUCAAGGAUUUUGCCAAAUCCAAACCCAGCUCCCCCGUGGUGAGCGAGAAGGAGUUUAAUCUGGAUGAUAACAUUCCAGAAGAUGACUCAGGUGUCCCCACCCCAGAGGAUGCUGGGAAGAGUGGCAAAAAGCUGGGGAAGAAGUGGAGGGCAGUGAUUUCCCGAACCAUGAACAGGAAGAUGGGCAAGAUGAUGGUGAAGGCCCUGUCAGAAGAGAUGGGAGACACUCUGGAGGAGGGCUCUGCCUCCCCGACAUCUCCAGACUACAGCCUGGACAGCCCUGGCCCUGAGAAGAUGGCGCUGGCCUUUUCUGAGCAAGAGGAGCAUGAACUUCCGGUGCUCAGUCGCCAGGCAUCAACAGGCAGUGAGCUCUGCAGCCCCAGCCCAGGUUCUGGCAGCUUCGGGGAGGAACCACCUGCCCCCCAGUACACAGGGCCUUUCUGUGGCCGGGCACGAGUCCACACCGACUUCACUCCCAGCCCCUAUGACCACGACUCGCUGAAACUGCAGAAAGGAGAUGUGAUCCAGAUCAUUGAAAAGCCACCUGUGGGCACGUGGCUGGGCCUACUCAAUGGCAAGGUGGGCUCUUUCAAAUUCAUCUAUGUGGAUGUGCUGCCCGAGGAGGCCGUGGGGCAUGCCCGCCCCAGCCGCCGACAGAGCAAGGGCAAGAGGCCCAAGCCUAAGACCCUGCAUGAGCUGCUGGAGCGCAUCGGCCUGGAGGAGCACACGUCCACCCUCCUGCUCAAUGGCUACCAGACACUGGAGGACUUCAAAGAGCUGCGAGAAACACACCUCAAUGAGCUGAACAUUAUGGACCCACAGCACCGGGCCAAGCUGCUCACGGCCGCCGAGCUGCUGCUGGACUAUGACACUGGCAGUGAGGAAGCUGAAGAGGGCGCCGAGAGCAGCCAGGAGCCAGUGGCACACACAGUGUCGGAACCCAAGAUGGACAUCCCGCGCGACUCAGGCUGCUUUGAGGGCUCAGAGAGCGGGCGCGAUGAGGCAGAGCUGGCAGGCACUGAGGAGCAGCUGCAAGGCCUCUCCCUGGCCGGGGCACCUUGAGGUGGCAGUGGCAAUAGGCCAAGGCUGGGACCCAGCUGCAAAGGCUGUAGGAGUGGGCCCAGCCUCCCGUGGUGGCCCAGGCCCUGAGGACUGGCACUGAGCCUGGCCCUGCUUCCCCACGGACACUUAGGGCCGCAGAGGCCAGGCCAGGGCCCUACAGGUUCCAGGCUCAGCUGGAGUGGUUGGGGAGUCGCCCAAGGGCACAUCCCACCUGCCUGAGCCCCACCCUCCACCAGCGACUGACAGUGCAGCCCCUCCUGGCACCAACUGCUCCCCCGCCAUGGCCACGGCCACAGCAAGCGGGGCACUGGGAGACCCUGCCCAUGUCCCUCACCAACAAGGCCUCCAAAUCCUCCUCACCCCCACACAACCUACCCCUGUCGCACUGCUCCUGAAAAAGGGGCCAAGUCAGUGUUUCAGGUCAGUCUAAAAACCCUAGGGAAGCUGGCCAUUUAAAAGAACCCAAACUGACCAUGGGUAAAUCCAGUUCCCCUAAAUAAGGCCUGAAGAAAUCCACAGGUACCAUUCCCACUUUCCUUCUCCUUAGCUUUCUUAGAGGUUUGGCCACUAAAUCUUAUGAGACUUGAACCAAGUGGCUUCCUCUUUCUAGGCUUAGGACUGUUGGGUUAGAAUGGGUGAUCACUGAAGGCCUUGCCUGCUCUGACAUUCUGUGACAUUAAAUGUCUAUUCUCCUGUUACCUGUGGCCUGGGACACCAGUGGGGUUUAUCGAGGGGACCAGAGGGGCUUCAGGCUUUCAGAUGAAAUGGCUCCUCCUACUCACCCACUUUAUUCCUCCCCAUGUAACUCAGGACAAGCUGCAACUUCCCCCAGCUUAACACAAUGCCCAUACCUCAUACGACACUCGCCCUCCCGUUCCAUCCCUGGCCCCCUCAAACAAGACUUCUCACAAGGCUGAUUGCAGAUGGUCAAACCUGGCUUCCAAGGACAGAAUUGCUUCUCGGAAGCCAGCUGCGGAUCUGAGUCCAGAGCUGGCCACUUGUGUGGGUCCUCACAAGCAAAGAGAGCACUAAACUUGACAUUGGGGGUCCACCACUCCAACUUUGCUUUCUGAAGGUUUUGGUGUACAUUGAGCCCCAGAAGGAAAGGAGAAUAUCUGUGAGUGGGGGCCUCCCUUGACCCCAGUACCAAGUCUGUGCCCUGAAUCCCCAGAGUAGCCCUUCCCUGGUGCCCAACUGGCCUGGGGACAAACAGCGUCCACUACAUCUAGGACUGCCGGCUAAGUGGACACACGUCUUGACCUCCUACCAGGAACUUUGGUAAAAGCUAGCUUUGGGGAAGGGGUUGGGUGUAAAUAUGAGAGGGUGGAGGGAGACCAGCUGGUAGCAAUAAACAUGGGUAGAACUAAA
Molecule: messenger RNA, 3997 nt
Organism: Symphalangus syndactylus (siamang)
Lineage: Eukaryota; Metazoa; Chordata; Mammalia; Primates; Hylobatidae
Gene: SASH3
Product: SAM and SH3 domain containing 3
Biological process (GO): positive regulation of B cell proliferation; positive regulation of immunoglobulin production; positive regulation of adaptive immune response
Cellular component (GO): nucleus; cytoplasm
Molecular function (GO): protein binding
Source: RefSeq, a predicted model, not a curated record